Molecule: messenger RNA, 4827 nt
Organism: Haliotis rufescens (red abalone)
Lineage: Eukaryota; Metazoa; Mollusca; Gastropoda; Lepetellida; Haliotidae
Exons: 5
Coding region: 433-1188 (251 amino acids)
Source: RefSeq, a predicted model, not a curated record
ACGAUAGGGUAACGGUAGCAAGCCAACCAUGCCAUGUUUAGGUGUGUUGUGUUCAGACGCAUUGUCCCCCACAGCUGAGGAUAGGCCUUGACAGCAUAUAUUCCGUACAGGACUUUUAAAUCAACAAACUUCGGACAGAGAGUCUUCGACAAGAUUAACUUACACUGCCAUUAGGAGGCAUGUUGAAAUAUGAAGCUGAUUUAUUUGUGGAACGUGAUCAGGCAUUGAAUGCCUGAAGUUUUCACCAUUGUGUUGUUUGGAGUAAACACAAUGUGAUAGCACCUACAUAUAUAUAUUCUUUUUGUGGAUCUGGAAUUUGUUGUACAGCUGGUGUGACAAUGAUGUUUGAGUAAACAAGUCGUUAAGGUUUUUUUCCAAAUUGACUGGAGUGCUUUGGAGUUUUAUGUGAUAUAGAUGUGAGGUAUUGUGACAAUGUCUGUCACACACGUUCAGGCGACCUUGCCUCCGACUGUUAUGGAACCUGUGUUGGCCACAGAACCUGCCUAUAGAGGACAUGUGCUGAAAUCACUACAUAGCAAGCCCAGAAGUUUGGUAGAUGGUCAAACCCCUGCAGUUGUGUCCAGCGUGGACAUCGAAGAGAUCAACUCCAAACCUUCUGUUCCAUACCGUCUUCCGCGGAUUUCCCCCGGCGUGACGCCUCGUCUGUGUUGCAGUGAGGAGGAGAGCGAAGAUGAGGUGUCAGAGAAGAUGUGGGGGAGGUUUGGUUAUGAGGAAAUAAUCCGAAUCCCCGCCUUGACGCCUAAUAUCAACAGGGUGACAAUUGUGAAUAACCCACGGAUGACCAAUUCCCUAAACACUUCUUUCGGCACUGCCAUUCCCCGAUUCCGAACUGCUGCCAUUACACCAACUAAGUCUCUCUCGAAGAUUAAAGAUGAGAUAGAGGCAUAUAAAAGUCUACUGGAGAAGGCCAACAUGGGAGACAACUCUGACACUGCUGCCUACCCCGACCCUGCCCCCUCCCCAGUCAGCCGCAGUGCCUCGCCCACCAAAUCGGUCAAGAGUAUUCACUGGACCCUGGGCAGCAGUGUCAACAAACAACUCAUGUUUGAUAAGAGGGGUAGAGGAAGAGCACAGGGACCCUUCUCCCGUGAGUUCACAGUCACAUGUUUUGCUCCACAAAACUGGCUGAGGUUGAAGCUGGGACGAUCGAAGACCAUGUAUCACUAGCAAUGGAGAAAUUAAAAUUACAAACAAAACAUCGCCUUGAAAAUGCUGGUGUUAUACGGUGACAUUUAGAGGUAUGCUUGGCUCUGCCAGUGAGGUCUGGGAAUCAUGAAUGACUUCUGUUGUGUAACGGUCAAUUAACUUAAGUUUUAUUGUGAAGUUUCAUCUGGUAAUAUAGCCUUUGUUUACUGUCAUGAUAAAAUACAUUCAGGGAACUACACAAGUAUUACAUGGGUGUUGGCGUCAAUUAUUCAAGUCUUAAUAAUUUGUUGUCAUGGAUACGGACAUGCCAGCAGGCCCUGUUGAUCCAGUCUCAUGUGCUGCAAGUUGCUGUGCUCAGUUGCGUCCCUUAGGCAUGCCAGAAACCUAUGAUUAUAGGUUCAAAUCCUGGUUCACCCUGAUUAUUUUUCUAGGUUUGCAAGCACCAUACCUGUGCUCAUGGGAUUCGCCGAAGUGGUAAACACCUUGGACCUGCUUCACUUUGGGCUUUCCUCUGACAUCUUGCUGAUAUACUGUGAUAUGACGAAUAAUGUUCAAAUCGGUAUUAUCCAACUCUCUCACUCACAACGGCUAGACCUGCACUCCGUUCUUUUGGGAUGUUUGUUUCAAACAACUGCUGUCGUUAUUUGUUUUUAGCUUUUAUUUCAAAAACUGUGAGGAAAAUGAAAAUUGUUACCUAAAUGGUAUCCAAAAGUCUUCAAACAGUAAAUUCAUUAUUUAUUAUCAAUCGUUUUUGUUAUCUCAGAUGCACUUGUAAUACUAGAACUGAAAACAGGUUUAUGAAUGUUUCACACAUAAGAAUUGUGUUUAUGAUCCAUGCAUGAUCGAGGGAUAAUACUUUGUGGGUGGACUAACGGGAUCGGGUGGUCAGGCUCGCUGACUUGGUUGAUGCAUGUCAUCGAUCCCAGGUCUAUUCAUGUUGUUGGUAAAAAAAUCAUAUUUGUUCAGAUGUACAAACGCUUGUAAAGAACUUGCUAGAGCACACUUACAUUUUGUUGUUCCUUAUGAUGUUCAGUUUUUUGUGAGAUUUCAUUCUGAAUGAUUUUUAACAUUUCAAAAUAAUAAAUGAAAGGAUCUUCCCAAAACAAACCAGAUAUUGGACAUAUUAAAAACAGGCAACUAGCCACAACAUUAUUAUACACCCUUUUGGUUGUAGAAGCUGUAAUCAACGGCAUACAUAAAAUAUCAAUAACAGUAUCAUAGCAUCCCUUUUUUUUGCAUUUGGAACUCCCCAAUUAUAUUUAUUUUCAAGAUGUACAGAAAUCAGAUAUGUUUGUCUUGUUGUUUUUAUCUCUUGUAGAGAGACUUUAGAAGCCUUUGCUAAUUAGAAAGUUCACCUAUUGCUGCCUGCUGUGUGUCCUCAGAUCUUUGUGCAGAGAGGUGUUAUUCUGAGUAAAAGAUCUGAUUUUAAAGAGAUUGGUGUAUACCAUGUAAGCCAUGACAGCACAGCCUAACACCCUUCCCAUCAGUGAGCAGCAUCAGACUCUGACUUACUGGUGAAAGUUUCAGGUUUUUACUUCUGAUCCUUAGGCCAGACUUCUUAUUUCAUCCAAACCAGUAAGCUUACAUCAGUCGAUGUAAGUAAAGGUUUGUGUAGCUCAAAAUGUUUUUUAAAUUUUGCAUCAAGUUGUUUGGGUGAGUCACUUAGCGGGAAAGCAUACAUUCCUAUUCUUUUUGGAUGUUAAUAUGUGUGCAUCUGCUGCUGUCAGAGGUCUUGUUCCCUGUAUGAGGUGUUAAGAGAUUACACAUUCCAGCUGAACAUUUACAAUUAAAGAAGUUAACAGUAUCAGUUGCUCUUCUGUUUGAUUUUUUAUUUGCAUCUUCUUUACCCCAGCAGGGAUAGAAAUCUAUUAUUUUCAAGUCUACCACAGGGCACUCCUAAGAUGUAGAUGUACCCUUUGUACUUAACAUCUGCCAACAAGCGGAAUAUAUUUUAUUCAUCUUUGAACUCUGUAAACGUCCUUUCACCAAGGUUACAUAAUAAGCAGUGAAUCAUACAUACUGUGCAUUAAGCCAAGUGGUAAUUUCCCAUGUGUUUGUCAUGUUUAUUUGUGGUUUCAUAAAAUAAACAUUGUCACAAGGUAUUUUUGUCCUUCCAGCAACUAACUAACAAUAACCAUGGCGUUAUGGAUGUAACAGUCAUCAGCACUAAAAUACAAGGAAUUUCAAACCAUGUCAUGCAUCAAAGUUAGAACAGUGGACUCAUAAAGUAUCUGUAGCUAUCAGCUAUCAUAAAGCAUAUUUGUUCUUUAUUUUAAUAAGUGGAAUCACUCAUUGAAUUAUAAAUUUUACAAUUCCUAUGGGAAAAAGUGUCAAAUUUGAAGCAUUCAUAAAAUAUAUCAUAAUCAUUUAUUGUGUAGAGGCAAUUAUUCAAUUACAGAUGCAAAAUGUAUAGCACCUAUCUUUAUUUGUGUCUUAUUAUGGUAUUGCCUGAUGUGACUGUUGUUUAUAUAGCUUUUAUAAACAGGUACAUUUAGAAAAUAAAACAUAAAAUUGUUUUCAAAGGGGAACAACUCUUGCAGGCAUAAUUACAUCAAUGGGGCAGUAUACCUGUGCACGUCAAAUUACUUGAUCAGUAUAGUCAUUGGAAAACGUGGAUUUUGAUAAGCCAAAAUGACUCGGUCCCAAGUUGUAUACAUGCAUGAUUAAUAUACACAGUAUAACUUUAUUAAACAGUACGCUCUGUGGGCUUGGGUAAAAUAGAGCUGACACAAAGGCAGUGUUAUAUGACCUUCGGGGUACGGGUGGUCAAGUCGUCUAAGGUGCCAAAAUUCUCUGUGCAGAGCUGUGUCAUUUGGGCAGCCCAGAAAUCUAUAAUUGUGGGUUCGAAUCCUGGUUUUUGUUUCCAGGUUUGUCUGCACCAUCCCUGUGCUUGUGGGUUUCACCAAACUAGUAUAUGUCUGAGGUCUGCAUCACUUAGGGCUGUCCUCCCACAUUACUCCAUGAUAUGACUAGAUUACUGUUCAAAGAGGCAUUAAACCCAAUCGCUCACUUAUACGACUUGUCUCCUAUUGAAUGUCUGUUAACAGAUUCUUUAAACAAAACCACAAUUAUCAGUUAAAUCUGUAACUUGCAAUGAAUGUCUAUCUGGAAAUUCUAAUGCACACAACUGAUACCUUGAGAAAACUGAGUUUAAUUCUAACACUAUUCAUUUCUUCAUUCUUCAAUCCUAUGUGGAAACGUGCUUGAUAAGAGUUUCCAGCUUCUUAAAACAAUGCACCCAAACACAUCCCAGCAUCACCAUGGUCAUGAACCCAAGAACUGGGUAAUGCACUUAAUCUUGUGCAGAGCAACCUUACACGACCUAAUGAUGUGUCUAUAUCUGACACAUCAUACUCUUUCACAUUGCCACACAGUGGAGAUGUGUUUGUCAGUAUAGAGAAGACAUUUUUUUCCUGCGGGUUCUCUACCCAUUCACUUCGCGUAGCUGUUUCUGUCCACGUUGAGAGGAAUGGACAAGACAGAUCUUCCACAACCGGCAUUGCCGACAUACUUUUUCCAACUCAGAUUGACACGUUUGGUGCUGUGUUUGUCGCGGCAGGUGCAGUAUUGAUGCAUUCUGUUCCGAAUGUAAACACCUUUUGGGGGCGGAAUUUCUUGUCUGCUUACGCAGGUGUCAUUGGCCGUCACUUAAAAUCUCAA